Molecule: messenger RNA, 1160 nt
Organism: Centruroides sculpturatus (bark scorpion)
Lineage: Eukaryota; Metazoa; Arthropoda; Arachnida; Scorpiones; Buthidae
Product: transmembrane protein 163-like
Exons: 7
Coding region: 146-721 (191 amino acids)
Biological process (GO): transmembrane transport; monoatomic cation transport
Cellular component (GO): membrane
Molecular function (GO): monoatomic cation transmembrane transporter activity
Source: RefSeq, a predicted model, not a curated record
GAUUAAGGAUAUCAGAUUGUUAAUUAAUUGCAUUUUAAUUUCCAGCUGUAAUCAUUUUUAUUUUCUAGAAUCUAUCCCGUUGAAAAUAAACUACUCCGAUGAUUUCUGUAGUAAAGUAAAAUCAAGAAGAAUUGUCUUGUGGAUCAUGGGCAUUUCUGCUUUUGUCAACGUAGUUCUAGCUUCAGCAGCAAUUGUUUGCGCUGUUUACUGCAAUAGUUCGGCAAUGUAUGCUUUUGCGAUGGAUUCUUUAUUAGAUAUGCUGUGCUGCUCCGUUGUUUUUUGGAGAUUUUACGGAUCAAAUUACUCCAUCCAUUUGGAAGAUCGAGAAAAUACAGCAUGCUUAGUGUUAGGCGUGUUAUUUAUUAUUUCUUCGAUCGGUAUCGUCUGUAAAGGAUUGAUAGAUUUAAAUACACUCAACUAUCCAACUAAAAUGAGAGAGGUAUUUGUUCUAACAUCAGUGGCUUCGGCUCUGUGCUUAAUCAUGGCAAUUAGUAAAUUUUAUGCUUACAAGAAGAUGAAGAGUCAAUCGCUUCUUCUGGAAGCCAUCAACACUGGAUUGAGUGCAGUUUUAAGUAUUUUAAUCAUCGUUGCCGAAUUGCUCUACCAUUACAUUAACAAAAUAGGUUAUUUGGAUCCAUUAAUGAGCAUGAUCAUCGCUCUGGUAUUGUUCACUUACGGAAUUAGAGUUAUUAUGGAGAGAAGGAGAAACAUCGUCCAAUAAAAUUUCAAAAAUUUUCAAAUCAUUUCAGCGUAAGACAACUCGAAUAUCUUAUUUAAUUAACCAAACGUGUAUUAAGAUAACUCGGUCGGUUUUCAUUGAUAAAACUGAUCUUAAGCUGUCGACCCUGGAAAUGUUAUUUGUAAAACAAUCGUGUCGUUUGUAAAGACGAACGAAAUGACAGGCAACAAAGACAUCCGCUUUGCUGCUUUCAUCAUUAAGUAUUGUCAUUAGCGAUCGACUAAAUAAGGUCAGAAAUUCUGUCGCUUCCUUCUGAUCUACAGCCUGGAUAAUUGAAGCGAUUCCACAUCCUUCAUCCCAGUUUUAAUUUAGACGGUGAAUAAAGAACGGAUAAAUAUUAAUCAUGAUAAAUAUUAAAUUUAACAUUCAUUUAUAAAUAAUCACAACGUUUGUAAUAUUACUUUUUAUUAAUAAAAAUAAC